Molecule: messenger RNA, 18598 nt
Organism: Porites lobata
Lineage: Eukaryota; Metazoa; Cnidaria; Anthozoa; Scleractinia; Poritidae
Source: the annotation of a GenBank genome assembly
CGCGCUGUUAUUGUAGGAGCCGGGUUCUUAUUGGUUUAUUUGCUCAAACAAUGCACAUAUCAAACACUUCGAUCUGCGGGGAAAUAAAUUGUCCAAAUAACUAGACUGGGGUAAAAUUAGAAGCUUCAUGAGCGAAAUCCAAAUCCCGUACGUUGUUUUCUGCGAGCUUUUCAUAGGAUUUGUGGUUUACACGCUGAGCUCGACGCGCAAAGGACAAUGUUAAUGAAACCACUGAACCGGACAUAGCCGCGAAAAAAUUCAAAUCGCGAACAAAACCGCUGUAGUAUGGUAUGAUGUGACUGAUGGCCGAACAUGGCGAGUGAAUGAGAGAGAAGUGUGGCAAACGUUAUGCCAAAAAAGAAAACUUGCGAAGUCCCUCUCCCUUUAGGUUGGGAAGAAGCGAGGGACUUCGAUGGACGAGUUUAUUACAUCGACCACAACACCAAAAGAACGUCUUGGGUCGAUCCGCGCGAUAGGUGAGUGUAUAGGGUUAGUGAACCGUGGCUGCUACUUGGAACGAAAUCCCGGUGAUGUUUUGUCAUUGAACCAACGCUGAAGCGGCCAUUUGCUUUAUUUUAAACAUAGAGCUAUCGUUCGUCUGCUCGUAAGGCUCUUACCGAAGCGAAUGGCCGCUUUAAAGUGCUGGAAAAGUUUUUCAGUUCACAAUUCACUGGGUAUCUUUGAACCCCUUGUGUGUCAUCCACAAGUAUUAAUGCUAUUUUUAUGGAAUUUACACAUUUCUGGCGAUUAAAGGAGUUAAGCGGGGAUAGAUCGAACUUGUUAGUGUACAUUUGGAUCGUGUUUGAUCGUUGAUGUUUAGUAAAAACCCAAAUAUCUUUUGGAAGUACUCAUUUGAAGCACCUAUAGCGAGCCAAAUGUUUCGUAACUGUCGCUUUGUUAUUCCUACAGUCCUUUCCGUUCGAGAUUUAUUAUUCUCAAAUAUUUCAGUUAUGUAGGAACUUAGCGCAUUCAAUACGGCGAAAAUUCACCUUUAGUCGGUGUCUGUUCUUUUACCACCUGGAAAGUCUUCGUAAAUGUCUCGCAGAAAGUUACAUUUACGUAAAACUCUCAAAAUGCAGCGAGUUUUUUCUUGUAGAGGAAAUCGUUAAUGCGUCAAGUAUAUACCUCUAAUACCUGAAAUUCUAUCAUUGAAUCGCAUCGAUAGUUUUGCCUUCAGUUAGCUAGGUAUCGAAAGUUUAGUUUUUGAAAGUUUAGCGACCCCUAUGAAAUGAUGCCUCGAAUAAAGUUUUCGAUCUAUCGACUGGGUUGGAACAAAAAAGAUCUUGCAAUUAUGUGAGGUAUGUGCGCGUGUCGUUCAUUAUAUCAUACGGAGUCUCUUUUCAAGGUUUAGUGCAUUAACUAAAAUUGUAAGCACCGAAUGCUUGCAAAUUGAGGCUCGUUAGUUUGCAAAACCAUGCAUUAUUUCCUAAGGAGACACUUUGAAUAAGCAAGAUUUCUUUAUAAGUGGCCGGCCGCGGUGAAACAUAACAACAUAUAUUUUUAAUGAACGUUUAUGACAACACGUUACGGGCGUCUAAAAAUAACAAACUCUGUCUUAAAUUGUUUUACGCUCGGUUUCUAUCCCUUCCCACUGCACCUGUUUUGGUUAAAUUUUCCUUACAGCGCCGGCGGACACUCGAUCUUUAUAAACGUAAACAGCUCUUCUCCCAAUUUUAACUUUUCUGUCUUCGAGAUAACGCAGGUUUAAAGCAGCAGAAUAUCGCCAACAUUCCAUUAUCCUGAGCGAAUCAUAAACAAAAUACAGCGUAAAAUGUCUUCUGAUAUUGUAAAGUUUGAAUCUUAUUUUGUCUUUGGUCAGUGGUCGCUGCGUUAUCAUAAAUGUCACUAAUGAAAUCAAAUUAUGUGAAAUUCGUGUUUUGCUAUUUUGUUGAGUAUUAUAUUUAUUACACUUAAGUAAUUCUUCAAGUAGAUUUCACGCUCGAUUUUUUGUAGAUCUGUUUGCUUUGUUUUAGCGCUGUAUUUGCAGGUUUUGGUUUUAAAAGUAUCACUAGAAUUGUGUAAAGUUGCUACUUUGUAUUUUAUUCGAUAAAGAAUUCAACGUAGGUUUUCUGUGGCAACAUGCCAAACCGAUUCAAUUAUUCAUCUGUUUCGCUUUUCGGCGAUAAAUAAUAGCAAAUAUAACACAUAGCGUAACACGCAUUUGCCAAUGGUGCGAUUUGAGGCUUUGUACAAAUUGACUGAAAAUUUAUCACACUUUCAGCCAGCUUAACAUUCUCCAGUACCAUGCCAGAGCUUCCAUGCUUCAAAUUAUUGUUUUGUUAACAAAAUAAGAUUAAUUUCAACCAUUCAACAACAUUAAUUUGAUGAGAUUUAAACUAUAUCUUGUGAGAAAUUGUUUUUUCUUGCAUACCCUGAAGGCUUUUCGGAAAUAAUGGCAAAGGAAUGUGUUCACAGAGUUAUACAUGUCAAGUGUUGCCAUUUAUUAUUUCAUUAAUUACAAACUAAUGAUGGUCUAACAAAAGAUAUGGAAGAAUUCCAAGUUGAGCUAGCAGGUGGUGACAAAGUUUCAUCACCCAGACAUACGGGCAGUGGAGCAUUAAGACACAGUUUACAGCUUGGAAAGACAUAAAUUGUUUACUUUAAUGCUUAACAAAUUUAUUGAAAACUUGUCUGAAUUUUCCACAAGGAAGGUAGAAUCUCUAUUUUAUGCACCAACUUACAAUAGUAUGUUAAGUCAAAUGCGAAAAAGCUAUUAACUGCAAGAUCAGGUAGAAUUAAUGAGAGGUACCAUGCGUGCAUUAUGGUUUAAGAAACAUCUUCAAAUCUUUAAAGUUCUAAACUGUAUUUCCAAAGGUUUUCCCAGAAAUAUAAUGUGACAUAGAUUUAUCCGCAAAUAUGUCUUUUUAUAUUGUACCAGGUUAAUUACUACUAGACUAAUGGAGUCAUGAGUAGCAGCUUAUUUUUGUUUACCUCUGGAACUACAUGUGAACACAUUGUUUCAUGUAAUCGUAUUUGCCCACUGGUUAGGAAGGCCACAUUAUAGAAUAUUUGUCAUUCUACAAAGGAUUUCAUGAGAUCAGUAUUGAUCUUUAAAAUGUACACAUCUACAGUGUCUCUCUUCUCUUGACCAAGGCUGAUUAAAUAAUGGGAUCGAAUCAAAUGAUUAAUAUAAAAUACCAUAGAAUACUAUGUGUUGGUGUCAUUUUUUUAAUGACUACAAUAUUUGUCAGCCUAGUACUAGGUUCUGGAACAUUCUUUUCCAAAAAAUAGAAAAUGCUUAAAAGCGGAUGCAGACAGAUGGAAUUGUGCGAGUUUUUUAGUUGUAAACAUAUCCUCUCAGUUUGAGAAUUUUGUUAUUUAAAGUAUUUAUGAGCGUGUGAAAUGUCAUAGUUUUCCUACAAUACAUAAACAGGCUAGGACGUGAAAUCACGCAUGCAGGACAGUUCUAACCUUUGAACCUAUUAAUGCGUAAAAUUAGAGCAAUAAUUUUAGAGUUCUGUUCUAAAUUAGAGUUGUCUUUUUUACACUGGUGAAAGUAUUAAGCUUUUUUAUCCUCCAGAUUAAAAUUUUAAAAUUAAAACUAAAUGCUUUAUGAUUUUUAUAUCACAGUUUUAAGAAUUUGGUGGCUCAUUGAGGUGAUAAGAUCUAUCUGAUAGUCAUGUAUUUAUAUCAUAAUGGUCUGUCUGUCUGAAUAGUAAAUAUUUGAAUCAAUACCAUAUGUUUCAUGUGCAGAAAUGUUUCAAUGCAAAAUCAAGAAUGAGUUAGUUUUUAAAUGUAAAAGAAAUGCACAUUUAUUUGAGUGUCAAUGUAUUUAGCACAAAAGGACUAAUUGGGGACACUAUUUUUAUGUCUCCUCCUGGAGACAGGACAGCCAUUUUACGUGUUCAUCCAAGCCACCCGAAGGUCUAGCCACUUGCAGACUGUACCUUCAGUUCUCAGGUACUAUUUUAAGACCCUUAGUAUUGGUCCGGGCCCCAGGAAUCGAAUAGAAAAAUGUGAUGUUACAUGUUACCCACACAGGUACCCAAGAUAAAACUCUGGCUCCUUGUAACAGUAUACAACAAUGAUAUUUAGAAUGUUAAAAAUAGGAGGAUCACAAAGUAGUUUCUACAUAAUUGUAUCAUUAUACUUUGCACAGGUUGACCAAGCCAAUGACCUUUGCUGAUUGUGUAGGAAAUGGUAUGUGUUACUUUUGAAUCAUAUUGAACCAUUAGCCGUGAUAACAGUAAUUAAUUUGGAUCUUGGUAUCCAUCUAUGCUAAAAAAGAGGAUCUUCAUCAUAAGUGAUUCAUAAUGCAAAAUUCUUUUGCGAUGAAUUCCUCUAAGGAGAGUGAAACCUUUAACCUUAUCAUAACUAAUUUAGAUACUACUAACCAUGCAGUAUUAUAGAGACUAUAAUAUGUCCCAUAGACUGCUUGGUUUGACAUGUUGAAAGAUGAAUCAGUUUACAAUUUGUGAUGUUCGGAGGGGUGCUGGUAAUGUCUUUAGGAUAGAAAGUACAUUAUUCAGUCACAGAUGCAAUUUACCCCAGCUAGUAACGUCUGCGAAGCAGUGUCAAGAUCCCUGUUCUGGGCUGUCAAUGGACUUGACAAAGUACUGGGAAUGCACUUCGAUUUUCCCUUCAACCUGUUUGGCAAAUUAACAAUAGUUCUUCAACAGGCCAAUCGUGGGGUGUACUCAAAUCUUUGUAAACAUUUGGGGCCCAGAACAAGGUUUUUUGCACUGGCUCGCAGACAAACUUGACCAGAGGUUUACCGGUAAUUCCAGUUGUAGUGCAGGCUAUGAGUUUGUGUAAAUUGGUAAGAUUUAUUCUUAGUAGUAGUCAAUAAUUUGGGCUGCUUACAGUGGUGUAUGAAAAUAAAAAUAUUCUUUAAAUGUAUUUAUGUGUCCUAAGGUAUAUUCCAAUGAUCUUUAUCCUUAAGGUGUAGAAAUUUAGAGUCUCUAGCUUAGGAAUAUACAUCAUUUUAUUCAUGAGCUAUGUUCCCUUGCGAUCCAGUAAAAUAUCUUUCAGCAGAAUUUUAGAUAAUUUUCUCUAAAUUCUAGAGUUGCCAUUUGGUUGGGAGGAGGUCAAUGACCCAGUCCUUGGAAAGUAUUUCAUUGAUCAUAAUACUGGUAAGUUUUUCCCAAGUGGUACUUGACAGUUUAGUCUAGCUAAUAAAAGGUAAUAGUUACUUUUUAUUAGUUAUUAUUGUGAUUUUUCACAAUUAUUGUAAUUUUAUUGUAAUUAUUUGUUUACCCAUGAAGCACUUAGGAGCUCUUAUGAACUCCUUUAAAUGUGUCUGUGCAUUGGAAUUUGGAAGUGUUAGUUUUUGAGGAGAGGGGAAAACCAGAGUACCCAGAGAAUAACUUUUUGGAGCAAGGGAGAGAACCAAGAACGAACUCGACCCGCAUAUGGCGUUGACGCUGAUAUUUGAACCCGGGCCACAUUGGUGGGAGGCGAGUGCUCUCACCACUAUGCUACCCUUGCUCCCCAAAAGUUUUAUAUAGACAGUGCAUCUUGAUUUUUUUGUGGUAGAAUUAAUUAUUGCAGGUCGCAGAAUUUUUCAGCUGUCAACUGACUGUUCCCCAAAACAAAACCAAAAACAAGGGAACACCAAAGAUCAUUGACAAACAUAAAAACUGACUUCAGCUAACAAAUGUCUAAAUAAUACAUGGUUUCAUAUAUUGUCAUGCUUCAUUAGCUUCAUUUGCUCAAUAAAUUAUUAUGUUUUAUGAAAAGGCAUAAUAACAAAGCAAACUGAUAUUUAUAGAUACUGUGUAGUUGACCUCAGGCAAAAUGAGAUACGUGCCAAGUCUAAGGACUGUUGUGCAUGGCCUCAUUGCCAUUGUGUAUAUUCAGUUGUGGGUGUGUGGGAGUGUUUCUUUAAUUCAAAGUGGAUGGCGCAAUUUGAAAGGUAUGCUGAAUAAAUAUAUUUUUUUGUGUUCCUUAGGAGCACAGCAGGCUGAGGACCCCAGAUUACAAUGGAGGAAGAAAAGAGAAACGAUGUUGAGCGACUAUCUAACUGUCGCACAGUCAGAUUUGCUAGUAAGACUGAAAUUUUACCCAUUUGAAACCCUUUAAGUCCUAAUAUCCUCGUGCAAAUUCUCCAGAUGGCUCUCCAUACAUUUCCUUAAAGAAUUAUUUGAGAGAAUUUGAUAAAAGAUCAAAGCAUUUUCCCUUGGUAAUCAUUUUAUAAAUUCUCAUAACCUUUCCUUUUAAUGAUGUGUGGAUAUUGUUAGGAGAAAAUUGAUGUAAGUCACUCUUAUGCUUGAAUCACUUUCACCCUUUUCCUUCUUAUUUUCAACUGAAGAUCCGGUAUUGUUUAAACCAGCCCCCAUUUUCCUUAUUUGUAUUCAAAAUUAGGAUUCCCUAUAGACCGAACUUGAAUGGGGGCAUAAAAGGGUGGUAGUAAUAUUUCCAAUCAAUGUUUAAUAGUUUCCUUGCUAGAAAUUUAUGCUUAAUUUAAGUAAUAAUAGUAAUAAUAAUAAUAAUAAUAAUAAUAAUAAUAAUAACAACAAUAUUUAUUUUAUAAUAACUUUUUCUUAGUGUGUUUCACAGAAUGAUAUAAUUUUGAAAAUUUAAAAUUACAGGCAAAGCAAAACAUGUUGGAUGUUAAAAAGCAGAGGCUCAAUGUGGCUUGUCAAGAGGUAGGUUAAUAGAAAUGUAUAAAAAUGAUUUUAGCAAGCUUUCAUGUUUUUUUUUGUUUUUGUGCAACGCCAGUGUAUGAUGUUGCAUUUUAUACAAAGGAAAUAAAACUUGAGAUAGGAAAUUUCUUUUUUAUCUUCGUUGUUUUAUCCUCAUUCUUCUACCACCUCUACAUAAAAAUUACACCAAGGUUAAAAUUUAACUGAACACUCUGGAAACAAAUACUACAAUAACAACAACAACAGCAACUGUCUCUUGCUGAGUGAAAGUAGAAUCGCUUUGUGGUAAAGAAAAAUACUUAGGGUCUUAGCUAUAUUGGCUAACAACAUGGCUCAGGGAAAAAUACUGGUAAGUUUCUUACCCUUCUGGAUCAUCACACAGUCACUGUGAAACACAUGUCUCAGGCUCAGUAAACCUCUUAGUUCUAACUUUGGCUUCUAUGACCUGCAGGUUCAAUUUUGGACUUCAGAGCUUGAGAGGCGAGAAAGACGUCAAGAAAGGCAACCAAAGCACGUAAAACAGGGCAGCUUGAGUUCAUCUUCGUCAAGUUCAACAGUGAGCUCUAUCACUAGCAAGUAUGAUGUCAACCAGCUGAAGCGGGAGAUAUCUCAAGCUAAGGCCAGGGUAUGUAGCUUUCUGACAAAUGAGUCAUGUAGUGUAUUGUUUUUCUCUGGAGCAAUGGCAGUAGCAAAACAUUUAAAGUGCGUCCUGUGUUUAAGGAGAUGUGAUGUGUAGGUUGAGAGUUUUUCUGUGUGAAGUGAUUUUCCUUGUGCUUAGAUGCAGUUUUAUGUUUUUGGCCUGUUGAAUAGUAGCACAGUUCCUUGCUCCCAAACCGGUCAAGUUUGCUUUGUUAACUGGUAGUUUCAUUGUAUCAUUUUCAAUAUUGAAACUUUGAUCUUGAAUGCAAAGGGGGCAAACUGAACAAGGUGUUUAAUAAUUUAUGUUAGUUUAUCUGCCUGAAACAGAGUUCAUUAUCCCAUACACAGUAGAUAUUUUACCUUUGUUUUUUGUCCUAAACAGGGUCAGGGGAUUCGAACAAUCAAUGAAACUCCUGAGCCCAAACUUGUGUCAAGUGUGAAGCUUUUUGCCCCCAACCCCCCCGACCCUAACCCCUGUUCGCUUGCCUUUGUUUUGUUAAGUUAUGAUGGCUUUCACAGCCAUGGAUAGAUCAUUGCUGUGAAAAGUGAGUAGUGCAGUAGUUAAAACGUCUUUGCUGUCUUAACAGGUUGAAGAGCUUAAACAAGAAAUGGAUAAUGUUUCAAAUGAGGUGCAAGCUGGUAAGGAAGGCUACAAAACAUUGGAAAGAGUGGAUAGAAAAUUGUCCUCACAUGCAGGCUGUAAAAAGGAAGAUGUUCAAGGGUUGGUGGAGGAAAUUCAGAGCAUGGAAAGAACUUUGUUUCUAAAAGAGCAAGAGAAGAAAGACCUUGUUCAAGCUUUGCUGAGACUCAAAGACAACUUGUCGCAUCCUGAUUCCUCAGUUGAGGUAGGCGACCAAGAUUUUGCAUUGUUGUGUUGCUGUGAAACAUGUGCUCAGAACCUCUGUAUUAUUGGAGGGCAUCUCUGACUCUGUAAAUUGUACAAUGUAGCAUUGGUAUUUGCCAUUUUAAAAUCAUUUUGAAACCCUUUAUGUAGCCUGCAGUGCAGGCUUAGUUUGAGCAGGCGAAAGCUUCUUUAUGUUUGUAUUGUUUUGCCACCAUCUUUGAUUUUAUAGCGCUUUCGUGAGCAAAACAUUCAUGCUCCUGAAGAAAACAUUUGCACCGCAAGCUACCCUUUAUGUCCCAAGAGUGACCAACAUCAGUUUUUCUUCCAACAAUAUCACUGCACCAUUAAGACAAAAAAUCAUAUUAAUUUUCUCUUUCCUCACCUCUUUCUAGGCGAGAGAAGAUUCUAGCGAUGUAAAAAUCAGUGUUGGAUCACAACUAGAUCUUGGUUCUGACUCUGCCAUCGAAGUACGCUCGACCGAGCAACUUAGACGCGACAGACAAGAAUUAAAAGCUGAAUAUAAAGACGCUCGAAAAACUGAAUCAAAAUUACAAAGUGAAAUUUCACGGUUGGAAGAGAGAAUGACUCAGGAUGAUAACAACGCAAGUUUAAAGCCAGGCCUCUUGCAUGAAAAAGAGACUUUACUUGAGGAACUUCGACGAUUCCAAUCAUUUGUUAGAUCCGAAGGAGAAAAGGUUUGUUUUAAUUUUUUUUCUUUAAAAUUUUAAAAUGUCAGUUAGGAAUGUUAAGGAUUGGCAUGUUGUUGUCUUCGUAGUGAUAUCAGGCAAAAAGGCAGCUUAUGUUAAAAAAUAGCCUCAACGUUUUGAGUUUUCUAAGCUUGUACACAGUGAUUUUCAAACUUACCUCUACCCGCGUGCUGUUUGCCUGUUGCCAAUUUUCUUCCUGUGAAAACCUAAGACAACGUCAGCACCCCAAAAGCGGUUUAAAGCAGAUUUUUAAGAUGCAGAACUGCUACAACAUUAAAAAAACCUUUUAGUGCUAAGCGUAAGUCUUGACUCUGUUUUUACGAAGUUUCUGUUGGUGUUCAAAUAUACCUUUGUGGCGACACUUUUCUCCCGCGCUUUGCGUUGGCCUCAUGCAAUAACUACGAAAUCUGAUUGGUUCAUUUGAGACUUCUGGGUGUCUGUGAUUGGCCAGAUUUUGAUUUUGGUGCGAGUUAAAAAGAUCACUUGCCACACCAACAACUCAGAGAGUUGAGAGUUCCACGAAACAGAUUGAAAUAUCGAAGUCCAACUUUCCUUUAUCAAUCUUGAACUCAUGAUCCAAAUGAUCAUCUGUCUAGCCCUUUUUUUGUAAAUAAUCACCUUCUUUCUGUGUGAUGUGUCUUGCAGCAAAAACUUGAAGAAGAAAAAGAUAAACUGUCAGCGGAUCUUGACUCAGCUCGACUACUUUCUGAGCGGGUUUUAGCCGAUAGGAAUCAACUCGAGACCGAGAAAUCCAUGUUGGUUCAGAAACUUGCAGAACAAACCAAACUUACCAACUUGCUCAACAUGCAACUCAAAAGGUAACCGUACGUUAUAUAUCUUAUUAUAAUUAUUGUUAUUGUUAUUAUUAUUAUUAUUAUUAUUAUUAUUAUUUUAUGUUUUACGGAUGUCAAGCGUUUCAUUGAUGGCUGUUUAAUUUAUGAUUUGUUUAUUUUACGCUCUUCAGUCUUUCCGGAAGCACGCCCUCUGUGUCCUCCUGUUCAAGUCGAUCCCUCUCGUUAUCCGGAAGUCGGGGCUCUCUAUCAGCAUCAAGCCGAGGCUCACUGAAUUCGCUUAACUACCCUGAUAUGAGUCACAGUGGUGGAAGUGAGAUGCUCAAUCUACGAGAACUCCACCAGCGCGUGACAGAUAUGCUUCAAACAAUGCCGCGUGACGCGACUGCGGCGUUUCCACCUAUGUAUGGAGUACGGACAUCUGGUGUUCCAACGAGCUAUACUCCCACUUCCGGUAGAGCGACGCAUCCAAGUGCGAGUAACUCGUCACAAGUGUCGCUGUCGUCACGUGACUCUAUGUCGUUGUCUUCGCAUUCACCCCCGAUCUCUCCGAGUACUAGCGAUCGCUCACCGACGCAGUCUCCGGCAACUGCUGGGGUUGUGGCUACCGAAGGGGAAAGUACUGCUGUUUUAGACGGGACGGAGUUAGAGAGGAGCUCUUUAACGCAGGUUAGUUUUAUCCUACCUUCGCCUUUUUGCAUGAAGAAGGUCGCUGUAACGUGUUUUGUGACCUCUUUGCGCAAAAGGUCCCUUUUCCUUUCGAAGCAAGGAAAAUGGAGACGUCUGCAUGCAGACGGCCAGCUGUCGGAAAGUGUCUCUGUGUUCCUCCUUCUUAAAACUUCACUCUAUACCCAACCGUUCUUUGACACUCUACUUUUUCGUUCUUGCACUCCUUCUUUCCUCACGCCUUUCUUAUUCUUUGUUGUUUUUAUUUCAGGCUGAAGGGAUACCAGUUCAACAGCGAAUUCGUCUCCUAACCACCGAGUCCAAAUCCAGCGAAUCUAUCAACGCCAUUCCCUUCAUCCCCUUGUCUCCCAUCACGGAGGGAAUUCCGGCACUUCCGCUGGGACGUUGCGAAGUGUCUUUACCCCCCACGGGGUCUCGACCCGUUACGGCUGCGCCAUCGGAUGAAUCAGUAGCAGCUGAUAGCGGGGUCUUUGACGCGUCCCAAGAAAACCUAAAGGCCUCGCAGAGUAACGGUGACUUGAGAUCAAGAAGAGACUUCGAUGAAGAUUCAACGGAAACGUCGCAGGUUAAAAUCGGACUUACGUACGAUGUCGAUCGCGAGGCCUUAGUCGUUUGUAUUGACGAAGCAAAGAGCUUAAAAGCUCUUGGAAACACAACGCAAUGUAAGACGAUGUACGUCAAAGCUGCGCUAUUGCCGUGUGCGCCGAGUGAACGCUGUAUCUUGGAAACAAAGCCAUGUAAUUAUCAGGAAAACCCAGUGUUUGGAGAGCAGUUUCACAUUCCGCUUGCCAAAGUAAGAAAACCAGCUUACCGGCACUUCAUUUAACACAAAGUCGUCACUCACUCAGGCAUGGGGGGAAUCAGUUCGGGCACAACUGGAUCUGUAGAUUGGGAAAUUUGAGCGGUGGGGAGGGGGAGGAAGGAGGGGUUGGGGUGGGUACGAAUUCGACAGGUUCCCACCGUGCUGAGAUAAAUCAUGUUGCCGGUUCGCCUUUGAAGAAUGCUUAAGAGUAGGAAAUUCUUUCAGAAAAAAGCGCGGACAAGUCAACUCAUCAGUGCCAUUAAGCGAGGAGAAUGCUGACUUUUCCACGCUGGAUGGAGGCUCCGCCGCCAAAAACUUUUCACCGAACUCGCAUUAGUGAACCUGCUCGCAGGCUAAUCAAUGUGCUGUCGAAUAGUCUUCGACUGAAAACAGGGUCUAAUAAGAUGACAAUGAUAGUGUCCUGUGAUCUGAUUGGGUAGGCUAAACAGUAAACAUGCAAGUCAUAAAUAUCAUAGACCCAAACUUCAGCUUGAAGACAUUGUUUAUACAGUCAAGUCUCUCUUAACGGACACCUAGAGUUGGUCACUGUCUUUCUUUACGCCUUUUAUUUGACUCUCUAUAAUGCGGACAUCUCUCUAAGACGGACACGUACUGCUGGUCCCACGGGUGUCAUUCUUAGAGGGAGUUGACUGUAGUUUUGAAUUAAAGUUUUAAAGUGGUUUACUUACACUUAUUCGCCAUUUUCACUUCUCUCAUAAUACACAUUGUUUGCCCCCCAAAAUUUUGCACAAGCAUUGUCAUAUAUUUCUCUUGGAACCACUGUUUUACCCAGGAGAAAUCAAAAACAAAGGUUAUGCAAAGUUUGAGGGGCAAACAAGUUCUAUUAUGGGAGAUUGCAAAUGGCGAAUAAAUAUUUCGGUUUAAGUAUGAACCAGGAUCCGUAUUCCGCUCUAAGUGAAUUUAGGUGGUAACGUAAACGUUCGGCUGUAAAGGAUAGGAAUUUUUGAGAGGAGAAAUUAUAUUUAUCAUUGUCAUUUUUAUCUCUUGCAGAGUAAACUGACCAGUAAGACCCUUCAAGUGAACAUCCUUACUGUCAACACCUUAGAGACGGAGGAGCUUUUGGUAAGUUGACAUCUUUCUGCUUCUUAAUUUGAUCGCGGUAAAUGAGAUAUGUGUCAGUAUUUUAAUGAUUAUUUGAUUUCUUUAUUAUAUUUUAAGGGCGGGGCACAAAUCAGCCUAGCGGAUUUUAACGUUCAAACUCCGGUGCGAUUUCGAUGGUAUAACCUCCUAAGUUGCGCGGUAAGUAAAAUACAACAACAACAACUCAGUUUAUUUAUUUCAAAGUUUUUGUCACAAAAAAUAAAUUCAUAUACAACCCGAAAGUCGCAAAGGCUAUUCGAGGCGGGUUGCGUAAAAAAUAAUGAAGUACUUUCGUAAAGUAAAAUGUAAAAAAAAAAGUUAGUUGUACUCGACCUCUUGUGUAUAUCCAGUGUUUAUUUCUAUUGCGAUAUCACAGUAGUGUGAGUCUCGAAAGAAAAUCGUAAGUAACAAAAAAACCGCAGGUGAUGAUCACAAAAUCUGGGAACCAACAAGUGUUUCUCCACUUUGCUUGCAGUUUUUCCAGUCAGCGGCUGCCAAGUACCCGCGUAAGAGUAAUACUACGACACCGAUUGGUUCCCUGUCUUUGGAUAGUGUAAACGAGUCAAAACGAGGCAAUCUGCGACCCAGCUCAUGGGUGAGUUUCUGUGAAAAAGAGAAAUGAAAACUUCGUUUGUGACACCAGAUAAUCCAGAAACGUUAUUCGUGACAUAAACCUCUAGUGUCAACCGCCCCAAAUUUAAAGUAACUUUGUAAAUCGUUACAUUAAAUUGCCCCGCGCCUAAGUGUGCUCACUGCGGUCCUCUGUUUUACCAACGUUCCCAAAGUACAAAUAAUCGCGGGUAAAACCUGAGUAAGUUUUCUAGUUUUGAAUUUGUAUUUGUUGUCAAAAUCAAGGAUAUAGGCCCCCGACUGAACUAAAAUGUCUAUCAGCCUGUUAGCUGUCCUUAUGGUCAAGCGUAUUUUUGUAAUAUACAGUGAACUUUCUCUAAGAUAGACACCUCUGGGACCGGCCGCCACUAUGUGCCUGUCUUCAAGAGAUGGUCAACGUAAAGGAACGAAGAAAGGCAGAGACCAACUCUAAGUGUCUGUUUUAGCGAGAGUCGACUGUAUGUCUUCCUGACUAGCUUUUAUUUUAUUCCUGUUUUAACAGUGCGAGGGUUCUACAUUCAGUCUCGAGUCAGCGGUUGGGUUUGAGCGGGUGCCCUUUACAUCAGUGAGUCAAGAAGUACUGAACCAGCCAGGGGACAGCCAACCUAUACGCAAGCGUACCGCUGGAAGGCCGGUAGAGAGGGCUCAGUCUCAGGGCGACAGUGUGAUCAGCGGUGGUUCUCUGCAGGACAGAGACAGUGACUUCGAACGAUCGCCUGUAGCUCGGUCCAGACCCCUGCUGGGAAGGUCAAAGUACUCUCGCAAGUUUUCUGAUCCGCAACCCCUAGGAUUGUUCCCAGCACAUGUAAGUGCUUGAAAGAUCUUUAAAGUCAAAUUUUAGGGAUUGUAAAUUCUGAAGGAGAAAGUCGAGGAGUCAAUUGAUCUUUCCAAGUAGCGAUUGUAAAGUGGCAAAAUUGGACAGGCGUUUGUAUGGUGGGGGCAAGUUCAUGCCCCCCACCUUACGAGGGUCUAAAAUUUUGAGACUUUUUGGAGCAAUAUCUUUGCUCGCUAUAGGCGUAUCACUUUUGAAUUUGGUAACGUUACUAAUUCAAGGCGCUCUUAGACUACGAGCAGUCUCUCUUUUUGCUUGCUCCGUCGAGAAAAUCGCCCGAAACACGCAAAUGACCACGCGCGUGACUGAAGGCGCGAGACAGGAGAGGCCUGACAAAAGAGAAUCUCUCUUCUUUCUUCUCGGACUGCCGCUCUCGUUUCUCGUGUCUCGCUGCAUCGUCGCUCAACGCUCGCGCGUGCGUGUACUCCCCUUACUAAAUCUGAAGAAAAAGAGGGGCUGCUCGCAGUCUAAGGCGCUCUUGGAAUGUGCUCACUGCGGUCCUCUGUUUUACUAACGCUCACAAAGUACAAACAAGGGAAGGUCAAGCCUGAGUAAGUUUUCUAAAAACUUGAAAAGAAAAAAAAAACAUGGGAAAGUCUAUAAGUAUAGAAAAUGAUGAACAAGAUAGUUGUUUGGUCGAUCCGGCGUACUUUCUACUUAGCCUUGGCAAAUUAUGGGUCAGAAACAAAUGAAUUAAUAAGACUCUGGCAUUAUUUUCAAAGGGUGAAGAUGACGAGGUUCCAAUGAUGCAGCUGAGCCACGCGCUCUAUGACAUCAAUCUGAAUCGCAGUAACUCGGACUGUACCACACGGAAAACCGAUCUCAGUCCAUUCGUACGCAUGUCAGUGGAACGAACGAGUAUGAGACGAAAAAAGGUGAGUGAAGGUUCCGAGAACUUCAUUAAUGUCUUUUAUCUCACCGAUUGGUCAAAAGGAAAAGAAAAGAUAGAGAGAAAGAGAGAAAGAAAAACAGCUAAACAACAAACAGAACCGAACAAAAGUUUUGAAGGAACAGUACUCGAGUGCUUUCUCGUAAAAUGUUAUACGUUCAAAGUACAGUUGACUCUCCCUUAAAGGACACUUCUAUAAGAAGGACACCUCGGUGAAACGGACACCAUGGAGUUGGCGGUCCCUACAUUCCUUUACUCCCUUUAUAUGACUCUCUAUAAGACGGACACUCAGAGCCGGUCCCAAAGGCGUCCGUUGUAAUACGAGUUGACUGUAAAUCCUAAAAAUCCCUUUAUCACAUUAAAACAGUAUCGUGCCGCUUUUUUGCCAGGCAUCGGACGACUUUCCAACCCUCCUCAAAGUAUUGUUCACACUCCCGGUUUUUAUCAUAUGACUAGAAUUCCAGUAACUCAAGUGGACCCGACUGUACUUCCGGUUUCAUUUUUGACCAGACUCCACUGGACUCCAGGUUUUGUCCACUGGAAUUUAGUCGAGAGUAUUGGACAUAAGUGGCAGCUUAAGGGUUUUUGCUUUCAUCGCCCAAACCCCACUUGAAAACCUUAAGGUUUCGUUGGUACAAUGGUUCACAGAGAAUCGAGAUAUAAUGUUCUGUUUGUUCAUUUGCAGCGCCCAAUGUCGUGGCAAGGGAUUCAGCAGUACCAACAGCUUAUACCCCACUUUGAAGAAGGAAGUGGCCGAACAGCUAUGGACUUGGAAUUACACUUAGAGGCCUCCAGAGCCAAGCAGGUCUGUGAACUCACUUAAACAAUUUGAACUCCUAAAAGGGAUUUUUACUCCUCUUUAAGUCGCAAACUCACGAUAACCCUCAGUAAAUGUUGGUACGUCCACGCCUAGUGGGGGCCAAUCAAAUAAAUGUAAUAAGGAUAAAUUGGCAAGUCUGGGAGAGAAGGGCUGCUGGAUCAAUUUAGGUUUUUGGGAAGCUUCCCACCCACCCCUUCCCUAAGCCAACAUUUUGCCCUAAGCGAGAAGUAAGUGUUAAUGUUGGCUUAGGGGAGGGGUAGGUGGACAGUUUCCCAGAAACCUAAAUUGUUCCGGGCUUUCUUCCCUCCCCCAUCUUCUGUUUUCCCCGGGAAUUCCGGCUUUUAAGCCCGGAAACACGACCUUUCAGUCAUAACUGAGUUAUACAAGUAUUAUUUCAUGGGGUGCAAAGGUGAAACUGCACACCAAAGGUAACCAAAGGUGACCAUGUUCCCUCUUUUAUGAUUUAGCUUCAGGUCAACGAUGAAAUUAAACGGUUAUCCCAGCUAAAGAAGCGAAUCGAGGAAGCCAUCGACGGAGGUUUGACUGAAAUUCCCAAGUGGAUUGAAGAGAGUGAAGAGUUUCAAACACUUCUGAGAGAUGUGGAAGUAAGUUAUAAAACCUUAUUUUUUAUAUUUUUGUAGCUACGGGACUGCCGUGGUCUUAUUCUGGUGGUUAUAGAACAAGUUUCCAAAAACGAAAUAACAAUUAUUGGCGAACAGGAGCUUGCGCAAUUCUCCAUUCCCUUGCCAAUUCGUCACUAUAGAAACGGGAAGAGAACCGGAGCAGAAAUGCGUCCCGCAGUUGUUUCAGGGAUCGUUACUGGGGGCGUGCCGGUCAGCUAUUGGCUAAUUUUUUCCCUUGUCUCUUGCAACAGUCCCAGAAGACUGUGCGAAAAUGAACUCGUCCCAGUUACCCUCUCGUUUCUAAAGUGGCGAAUUCCGAAGGAGAGAACUGAACUUGAGAAUCAAAGGAUGUCUUGUUUUUUUUCUGGCUGAAAAGCCCACCGCCCCCCUCCCCCCUCCCAUUGGUAAUUGAAGUAUCAUAGAAGAGAGAACGGGUAAGUUUUCGUCAAAUUUAAAGCAUAGUUGUCCCUAUGUUUAUAUUACUCUUUGUUGUUUUCAGGGAUUUAGAAGUCUAAACUUUCACAGUCAUCGCGGUAGAAGUCCUUACUCGAGAAGAAGCCACAAGGCAUUGAGGUGAAUAGAAGUUUAGCUUUCUUUGUGUGAGUAUUUAUACGAAGUGAGUGAAUCACGAAACUCUCGAAAAACCUUACCUUUAGUUUACGGCUACGCAGCUGUUAUUAGUUUGUGCAUUCACGUUCUCUUUGGGUAUGUCUGAGCAUUUUUAACCAAAACAAAACAAAACGACAACCCCCCAAAACAACUGAGGCAGACAAAACAAUCAAUACUCAGAAAAAAAAGCGUGUGGUCGCCGGCGUUCAGCGCGGAAAAGCGCACACAACCAGGUGAUGACCAGUUUUAGUUUUGCACCAGUUUGGUUGAUUUGUCAGUUUAAGUCAAUCACGUGACAACAACAUAGUACGCCGAAGUAACCAAUGAUUUUCCAUUUUUAUUUAUGUAUUUAUUCAUAUUUCUUUCAGGGAAAGAUUUCCUCAUCUUCCUCCAAAACAAGUGAAAUCGCCUGUAAAUCCUAGUACAAGUGAGCACUGGGUAUAACAGAAAGAAAAAAGACAAAAAAGUAUGGAGAGAAAUUUCUUCCCCUCGUUAAUAUUAAUUGCUAAGAAUAUUCACAUGUAUUUGCCGCAGUCUUUGGUUAGUGUUGUAACUUUUAAGUAGGUAGUUUGUUAUAAUUAUUAUUAUUUUUUUUUGCGUUUUUGUAGUCAAACUAAAUCGAUGUUGUUGUACAAACAGACCGAGAACUUCUAAAAAGUAUAAUUUAAGUUGUCUUUUUAUUUUAACGAAAGAGAACUACUCUAUAAAAGUUUGAGGAGCUCUGUAUUUUUGUGGCUUGUUUAUAACGAUAGUUGUAUUAUUAUGCUUUUCUAUGGAGUAUUAGAGUAAACGUUUUGCUACCCUGGCGGCCGUUUCUGAUUCGCGGUUGUAAACUUUGUGAUAUUUUUUAGACUCUAAGCUACUAUGAGAAUUUGGUAAUCAACUUUAACUAAAAUGGAAGUCGAAUUUGAAGCGCAAAAGUCCAUAUUUACAGUAAUUUGUUACCUUGUCAGAAGCUAGAAGACAAACAUCACGAAAGAGUACUGUUCAUUAGCUAUCAUUCGUUGGACUCGUGUCACUCAUUUCGUGACAUUCUUACAUAAAUCUUUAGCUAGUAAAGCCUCGAUUCCAGCCACUCUCUCGGGUCCAGUCUUUCUCCUCCUCGAGGGGAGUCUUGAGCGCGGGCUCAUGUAAUGAGCAGUGGCUGCCAAUCGAGCUCAAAUCCUGUAUCAUCAUGAUUGAAGCCGUUUCACACGCCACGAUUUGUGCAAUCUGUCGGCUUAGCAUCAUAGCAAAUCCACGCGCUAGGAAUUACCCACCGAUCUUUUUAACUAAAAGGUAUCGCCGAGACGAGAAUUGGCCUACUCACCUAACAUCUGUUGCAGUGCAACCGAUUUAUGUGUUUUUAUGCGUCAGUUUUCGUGCCACAUCGGUCUUAAAUCCUCUCUUUCCUAAACCAAGUUAUGGUGAGAUGUUUUGCCAUCCAAGCUUUUGUAUCUGUGGACGAAAUCCCGUGGUGUUUCCAUUCAAAUGAAACCUCUUGGGCUGAUUCUUUGAAUAGUAAUAUUGAAAUCGUAGGAUUUUACAGAAAUCAGUUUGAAUGUCUGUUUUUUUUUUCACUUUGGCCACCAUCAGGAAUGAAAGGGUUUAAUUAUGAUGACAAAUCGUAGCGUGCAAACCGGCUUUGAGUUGUACGUGAGCAAGGUCUUUUGUAUCCCCACGUUGUAUUUCUGACGGGCAGAUGGAUGGGCAAUUUAAAAUAUCUAUUUCCUUUUACAAAGAAGCAUCUCAAAUACACCCAAAAGUAAGAAAUAUAUCCACGAAAAUAUUGUAGCGAAGAGAUAUAAUUAAGCCUUGCUAAAUCCAAUACAUAUAUUGCGUACCCUUACUGGUAAUUUGAUAAAAUUUUGUAUCCCAAAAAUUGAGCAUACUUAACUGGGGUGUAUAUAUUUAUUUAUUACCUUGAUACACCUAUAUUCCAUUUGUGAAGAAUAAUAUUUUAAUAUAUGACAUUUAUAUACCUGGAUAAACUCCAAAAUGACUAAAUUAUGGUCGUUUUGCUUGUUAUAUAAAUUCAUUCGUUUAUAUUGUAAACGACGUAAGGUAAUAAAAUGAGAAAGC